Messenger RNA from Rosa chinensis, 773 nucleotides. RefSeq lists its product as uncharacterized. The record is from RefSeq and is a predicted model, not a curated record. The coding region runs from base 99 to 653 and encodes 184 amino acids. NCBI's taxonomy places the organism in Eukaryota, Viridiplantae, Streptophyta, Magnoliopsida, Rosales, Rosaceae. The transcript has 2 exons.
UCUUCUCUUCUCUUGUCUUAGGAAAGUUUCCCAAUUCUCGAUCUCUAGGCUCUAGCUGUUUGUUCUUCGUUCAUUACUUUCGAUCUCCGUUUUCUUCCAUGGCGCGGGCGAUCCCGUUUUCUUCCAUGGCGGCGGCGAUCCAGAAGAAACCAGAGUCGCUCCAGUACUGGAGGGAUUUCUUUGCCACUGCAAACAACUCCUCCACCAUUUUCGAUAUUCUCGACCACGCCAUCACCGUCGCCGCCUCUGAUUUCCCGGAGGAGUUCACUCGCCAGAGGACUCGAAUUCUCGAUUCGAUUCAACGUUUGGGUUUGGGCGGCGGCUCGGAUCUAGGGUUUUGUGCUGGUGCUGCAUCUGGAAGUUCUGGGUCCGAUCAAAAGGCUGAGCAGCCUUCAAAGCCAUCGCUCAAAAUACGCAUAAAGAUCGUGAAGCGAAAUGUUGAUGGUACCCUGAUCGAACCCAGUUCAGAUGAAGGGAAAUUGAUCGAGCCCUGUUCUCAUGAUCUGAUCAAGCCCGCCGCACCCUGUGUUGGUGUUGGUGAUCAAGCAAAAUCGAUCAAGCCCUGUUCUCAUGAUCUGAUCAAGCCCGCCGCACCCUGUGUUGGUGUUGGUGAUCAAGCUCCACGAUCGAUAUCAAGAAAUCGAGAACCAUAAGAGGCAGAGGAGGAUACAAGUCUUAAACCAUCUUCCCAGGCAAGACUUCAGGAUUCGAUGCCCUGCUAAACCCAGACUUGGAAACCAUUGGAAACCAGUACAACAAAAAAUCAGAACAUA